This is a messenger RNA of Eremomyces bilateralis CBS 781.70, 335 nucleotides long. RefSeq lists its product as uncharacterized. Lineage: Eukaryota; Fungi; Ascomycota; Dothideomycetes; Eremomycetales; Eremomycetaceae. The coding region runs from base 109 to 297 and encodes 62 amino acids. The record is from RefSeq and is a predicted model, not a curated record. The transcript has a single exon.
ACGAGAUCGAGCGGUUGAAACACAAGUUCAUCAACAUCAUUUCCCAUGCGAUCACAUCCUGUGUAUUGGAGAAAUGACGACAAUAUCAGUCGCCACCAUGGCAGACUGAUGCAAACCCCGCCACCGCCGCCAAACGCACUUAGAUAUUCCCAAACAUUCGGAAAUGCCAAUAGCGUCUAUGGCGAGUGCCGCUACAUGAGCAUCGACCAUCGGCUAGCGCUUAAGUCACCUCUGCUCUCCGCCGAGCCCCCUCCUACCCCUUACCUUUAUCGCCACACCGCUAGUCGCAGGAAAUAGCAAAAAUAGCACAUCAGCCAGCGAGCCGACAACCGUUG